AGUUUUGACUACAGAUGAUAAAGAUAAUAGUAUUCCUUACCUAAGCAGUCAAAAAGAUACACUUCUCCUUAAAUCUCUCUCUUUCUCUCUCCUCUGCACUGAAAGAAAGCUUGACUUGUUUUGGUUUUGGUUUUGGUUUCGUAAAAGAAGUCAGGAAUCUGCAAAAAUGGUGGAAGGUGGAAUUGUCAAGGCAGACAAAACAGAGUUUACAGAAUGUUUCAGAACCAUUGGAAAAACUCCUUAUAUCAUGCGCCUUGCCUUUUCUGCUGGCAUUGGAGGCCUUCUCUUCGGCUAUGACACAGGUGUUAUAUCUGGGGCUCUUCUUUACAUCAGAGAUGAAUUCAAAGAGGUGGAACAAAAAACAUGGUUGCAGGAAACCAUUGUGUCCAUGGCAGUUGCAGGAGCAAUUGUUGGAGCAGGAGUUGGAGGGUGGCUAAAUGAUAAAAUAGGGAGGAAACCGACAAUUAUAAUCGCUGAUAUUUUAUUCUUCAUUGGUGCUAUAAUCAUGGCCCUUGCUCCUGCUCCAUGGGUGAUCAUACUUGGAAGAAUAUUCGUUGGUUUAGGAGUCGGAAUGGCUUCCAUGACUUCACCUUUAUACAUAUCCGAGACUUCCCCUACCAGGAUCCGAGGUGCUCUUGUCAGCACUAAUGGUUUGCUCAUCACAGGAGGCCAGUUCUUAUCAUACCUCAUCAACCUAGGUUUCACUCAGGUUAAGGGGACUUGGAGAUGGAUGCUUGGGGUGGCUGCUGUUCCUGCAUUACUGCAACUUAUCUUGAUGUUGUCCCUUCCAGAGUCUCCUAGAUGGCUUUACAGAAAGGAUAAAGUCUCAGAGGCAGAAGCUAUCUUGGCUAGGAUCUAUCCUCCUGACGAAGUGGAAGAAGAAAUGAAAGCACUCAAGGCAUCGGUUGAUUCUGAAAGAGCAGAAGACGGAUCAGUUGGUGGAGGUAACAUAUUUAGCAAAGUAAAGACUGCUUGGGGAAGCCAAGUUUUCAGAAGAGGGCUAUAUGCUGGAGUCACUGUUCAAGUGGCCCAACAAUUCGUAGGUAUCAAUACAGUCAUGUACUACAGCCCCACAAUUGUGCAGCUAGCUGGGUUUGCCUCAAAAAGUACUGCUAUGGCUCUCUCUUUAAUCACCUCAGGACUCAAUGCAGUUGGGUCGAUUGUCAGUAUGAUGUUUGUUGAUAGGUAUGGAAGAAGGCGGCUUAUGAUAAUCUCUAUGUUUGGCAUCAUUACAUGCCUUGUUGUCUUGGCUAUUGUUUUCUAUCAAGCUGCAGCACAUGCUCCUAGAAUCAGUACUGCAGAAUCUACGCAUUUUGGAGUUAACUCUACUUGUCCUAGUUUUACCUCUGCUCACAAUCCAGCAACUUGGAACUGUAUGACUUGUUUGAAAGCUAAUUCCGAUUGUGCUUUCUGUGCCAAUCAAGGAAAUCAGUUGCAUCCAGGAGCAUGUUUAUCAAAUACAAAUGGCUUAAAAGCAGCAUGUCAUGGGGAGCGAAGAGAGUAUUUCACAGAAGGCUGCCCUAGCAAAUUAGGUUUUUUAGCAGUGAUACUCCUAGGAGCAUACAUUAUAUCGUACUCUCCAGGGAUGGGAACAGCACCAUGGAUCGUCAACUCAGAAAUCUAUCCACUCAGGUAUAGAGGAAUUGGUGGAGGGAUAGCUGCCGUGGCAAACUGGACAUCAAACCUCAUAGUCAGCGAGACAUUUUUAACGCUAACCAAAGCUUUAGGAUCUGCAGGCACCUUCCUUUUGUUCGCUGGGUUCUCAGUCAUUGGGCUUGUGUUUAUCUACUUCUUGGUGCCUGAAACCAAAGGCCUACCUAUCGAGGAGGUGGAGCUUAUGCUAGAGAAGGGAUAUAAACCUAGGCUUUUUGGUGGAGUAAAAAAGGAGGAGAACAAAGCUACUGAAUCUUGACUAUUUGUAACAUGAUUGCGCCAAGAAUCAAAUUCUUCGUCAAUGGUUCUUUAGUUUUUGUAGAUAUCCCCUUUGCAAAUGGUGAGAAAACAAUCAAAGUUAAAGCAGUCUUCAAUUUUUGCAACAAUUGCAAGUGGAUUUAUGCUUGUAUAACCUAUAUCAAUACAGGACCAAUGUAUCUUGGAUUUUCCCCUAUUAGGUAGAGAAUAACUAGAAAACACUCACACAGUCUAGUUUUUAAGUAAACAAAUGAAAUUCAAAGUUUGUAAACUAUAAUUACACCUACUUUCACAAUUUUUGGUUCAAAACAUCGACAUUGUUGAUUUAUUUCAGAAGAAAAGUGUGUAUACUUUUUUCCUUGA
Molecule: messenger RNA, 2274 nt
Organism: Spinacia oleracea (spinach)
Lineage: Eukaryota; Viridiplantae; Streptophyta; Magnoliopsida; Caryophyllales; Amaranthaceae
Product: inositol transporter 4
Exons: 6
Coding region: 167-1912 (581 amino acids)
Biological process (GO): myo-inositol transport; transmembrane transport
Cellular component (GO): membrane
Molecular function (GO): myo-inositol:proton symporter activity; transferase activity
Source: RefSeq, a predicted model, not a curated record